AUGGAGCGGGCUGAGCAGGGCAAGGCAGAGACGAGGGGGGAAAGCGGAGGGACGAGUGGAAGGCAGGGAGGAGGGGAGGUGGAGGAUGGAAAUAGUGGUUUUGGUGUGGGCAUGGUGGGUGAGGGGGGCGUGGGGGGCGUACAAGAAAAGGGGCAAGGGGAGGGAGUGGGAGCAGAGUAUGCAGGGUGCACCACGUGCUGCACUCCUUCCUGCCCUGCCUUCCGCCGCCUUCCCCUCAUUCCCCCUCCCUUCCCCGCGCUCUCCCUCCCAGCCCUCGCCCACCACCUCAUCUACUCGUGCACCCAUCCUCCCGCGUCAGCUGGUGCAGCGAGCGCAGGCAGCGCCGUCACUGCUGGCGUGUGUGGCCCGCGGCCCCUCGUGGCCCACAUGCACGUGGCGCUACUGCACCUGCUGCUGCCCGCCUCCAUGCCUGCUGAGGCCGCACGCGAGGAAAUCGGAGCAAGGGAGAGGGACGGCAGAGGGAAGGAGAGGGAAGCAACUGGAACCGAAGCGAGAGUUGGCGUUGUGAGUGGUAGUAAUGGUGCAACCUCUGCUGCUGCUGCUGCAAUGGGCUCUCCUGCUUCCCUCACAGGCGAGAAAAUGGGCUUGAGUGCUGCUGUUGUCAGUGAUGCCAGCUCCGACCUGCUCAUGUGUCCCAUUGAUGAGCUGACGUGGCCUGAGGUGGCGUGCAGGGUGCUUGCCGUCAGCACUGUUUUGCUGCAGGAGGAGAGGAAUGAAUGGAGGGCGCAUGGAGGGGAUAGAGAGGAGGGGAGACAAGGGAAGCGUGGAGCGGAAAGGCGGAGGAGGGGAGCAAGCAAGGGGGGCAGAGCGCAUGGGGAGGAGGAAGUCACCCGAGGCAGCGGUAGGGAGGGUGGGAGGCAAGGCCAAGGGGGAGCAGGGGGGCAAGGCGGGCGGGGGGUGGGCAGAAGGGAGCAGGGUGGUCGCAGCCCGAGGGAGCAGGGGCGGCUGACACGGUGCAUUGCGGGCGAUGGCGGGCUGCUGUUGGGCACUGGCUGGGCACCCCUGGGGCCAUGCAGGAUGCUGCUGUGA
Messenger RNA from Closterium sp. Naga37s-1, 1050 nucleotides. Lineage: Eukaryota; Viridiplantae; Streptophyta; Zygnematophyceae; Desmidiales; Closteriaceae. The record is from the annotation of a GenBank genome assembly.